UCUCUUGAAUCACGUGAUGUUGCCGGACGUUGGCCGUUCAUUGGUGAAUUGAGCUCUACGAUCAUGAGCGUCGUCAAUCCGUCUGUUGUGCGCCAUCUGGAUUAAAGGCGGAACUAUAGAUCCACACUGAUCAGAAAUAUUGAUGUUAAUGAACAAAUCAUGAUGAGGAUCGAUGACUCCAGCAGACUAAUGUGUUAGAUCAGCUCUUCCUCCUCCUCUUCUCCUCCUCUGUUGUCUCCGCUCUGGUGCAGCCAUGGGCGGCUCUCUGCUCCACCUGCUCCUCGCCGUUGUUCUGUCAGCUCGGGCCGCUGCCGGAGACCGGACCGAACCGGGUCACGUCGACGGAGCUCCGCCUUCCAGAAUCGGUGAGAAAAGAACCGGAUUUAAGAAUCAAAGACGGGCCGGCUAUUGGCUGUUGUUGGCCCGGUCUCAUGGUUGUAAACCGGUCAUGAUGAUGGCCUUCAGGUGAUAAUUAGGUCUCCAUCAUUACUCAGAUUAAUCGCCUAUUCCUUCAUGUUGUUAAAUAUCACUCAGGUUCUUGUGGACCUCAUCUUGCAGAGGUGCUCAGAUGAGAUGAGAUGAGAUGUUCCUUUAAUAGUCCCACAAGGGGAAAUUCAAAAUGUACAGCAGCAUAGUGUUGAUACAAAAAGUGAAAAAUUAAAAGAUAAAGAAACUUUAUCUAUUAUUUAUUUAUAUGUACAUGCAUCAUAUUUACAUCUGUACAGAGUUUACAUAGUAAUAGGAUAACAGGAAUUAUUGCACUACUAUUUUCUUCUACUAUUACUCACUACUACUACUAUUUUCCGUACCCCCUUUAUUGUUAAAACUCUAAAAAAGGGGAUUCUGUUAAGCCUGAUAAGAUGCUUUAAAUUCAGUCAGAUAAGUCAUGGUUCUUUCAGUUAGGAUUUUCAAAAAUUGAGCUGCACAGAAAAAAGAGGACUUGAGCACAGACCAGUCUGACAGUAACAACAUGUCAACAUCGCGACCAGGGGGGAGAAAAAUGUAUAUUCUGUGUAAUUAAUUUCUAAAGUUUGUCCACAGCUCCAUAGGGAUUGCUGGAGGAGGCGGGAUUUAUGACCUAUACUGCAGCCCGUCACCAGAGGGUGCUGUUCUUGGGGUGACUUCACCUAGCAAGGAGGCAGACGCUGUCCAUUUUAUAUACAGUCUUUGCAAUAUCCUUUUCGAUCGUCAUGUUUUGGUAGACUAUUCCAACAGCCAAUGAAAAGGGGAGUUUCUCCAGUAACUUCACGCAGACAACUGCAUAGUAACAGGCAGCAGCUACACGCAAUCAUAGCACUUAAACACGUGAAGCUGACAGCAGUGUCAGUGAGUAAAAAAGAAAAUGAGUGCUACCCCGACAGAAAUACAGAUGAAGACUCAACAGAUGAUGACAUCGUCAACAACACUGGCACGAAAACAUUGGUGGUGUGGAGGUAUUUUGUUUUUUUGAGGUCGGACAUGAAACAGAGUAAUGUGAACUGCGAAUUAUGUCGAGUACAUGUUCUUGCAAAGUCGGAGCAAGAAGCCCAUUGCGCCUGUGCAGCCGAAACAGCCGACCAUUCAGUCCGCUCUCUCAAACGUAGCGCUUUACGACAAAACGUCAAAGAGACACACCUACCUGCAGAGACACUCAAACACAAAAUUUUUAAAUUUAAUUUAAACAUUCAACAUCAUAGACAGGAGUCAACGUUUGGCCUGUUAUACAGUUUAACAUGCUGUCACACUUAAAUGCGGCAAAAUAAGAUAAUUUACUCUUUAUUAUUGACAGUAAUUAUCAGUGGCAUGAUUAAAAGUUAUUAUAACACACCUCACUUUUGAACAACACUUUUGUUCGCCCUUCUUGCCUCUGCUCCAGCUGUGGUCGGAGCGGGGAUAGGAGGCAGCGCCACGGCCCAUUUCCUGCGGCAGCACUUUGGCCCUGAGGUCCAGGUGGAUGUGUUCGAGAAGGGAGAGAUCGGGGGCCGCCUAGCCACCGUUACUGUCAACCACCAUGACUAUGAGUCCGGGGGCUCUAUCAUUCACUCCCUAAACCUCCACAUGCAGGACUUUGUCAAACAACUAGGUUAGUUUUUUGACUCCACAUUACUGCUCAAAUUUUGUCGGCACUGUAGGCAGAUUUUAAAGUCAUUUCUGUUAUUUCUGGACUAGAUGAAGAACAUAUCCUCUGAAUAUUUUAUUCUGGAACACCACACAGUAUUUUAUCUCUUCAUGUGUGUCUUUGUUUGUCUGCUCCUCCUGGUGCUCUCCACGUCCCUCAAGGUUUAAAGUAUCGCCGCAACAUGGCGGGUAAGACCGCAGUGUUUAACGGCAAGGAGGUAAUUCUGGAGGAGACGGACUGGUACCUGCUGGACCUGUUCCGUCUGUGGUGGCGCUAUGGCAUCAGCUUCAUCCGCCUGCAGAUGUGGGUGGAGGAAAUUAUGGAGAAAUUCAUGAGGUGAGAGAGGAAAAUGGAUGCACUGUUUGCUGCUGUCUCAUGGGAUACUAAAUGUGAUGCAUCAAACCUUUAGAUUUAGAGAUUGCUGUUCAUAGCCUGGAUGACCAGUCUGUGGUUCUGCAGGGUUUCAUGGAAGCUCAGGUUACUUUGAUAGCAGCCAUCAGCUCGUCUGUAUUGUUGGCUCUGGUAUCUCUCAUCGCAAAUCAAGCGCAGUAACACCACAGUCAGCAGACCAGUUUCUGGUCGUUUUGGCGUUAUGGGUGGGUGCCAGGUCUCGCAGGAAAAGGAAAGUCAAUAAAAGCCGUAGUCUUUAAGAUUAAAAUAUUUCACUCUGUUGAUGAUAAAUCUAGAAGAUACGGGAAAAUGAACUUUUUAAAUAAAAUUAAGGUGAAAAUAAACUUUUUUGGGAGACAUUCUCAUGUUUGAAGCUUCACCUGUAUGUGGUUUCUGGUCAAGUGGACACUUCAGAGAACUGCAGUUUUUAGCACUCCUGAAUCCACGUCGUAUCUCAUAAACAGUUACUGAACUUCAGCUUCAGUAUUUCUCAUCUUCUAAUGAUCUCUGCCUUUUCAGAAAAUCUCCUAAAUAUUAAAAAAGCGGCUCCCAUAAUGUGACACUUCAUGUUUGAGUCACUCAGAUAAUACCCAUGUAUACUCUUUGUCAGUGAUCUGUUAGUCUUGUUUCAUAUGAUCCCACAUGUGAUAAAUGAACACAGAGCAUCUCUGAUUUCUCUGAAUUUGUCUCGUCUCGUUUGAAUUUCCGCUUAAACAUGAACCAGCUGCAGAUUUGAACUUUCCCCCUCCAUUGUUACAUUUCAUCAGCUUCUUAUUCUCCAUCAGGAAGUGAUUCGUUUCUGUUUAACAGUUUUCUUCUUUCCACAGAGAGCCUCUUCCUCCCAUUGCUUUUUCACUAGAAGAUAAUCUUGUAGUUAUGAUAUAUCUAUAUGUACAAAAAAGUAUGAUGUUUGAGUGUUAUGAUGACUAAUUUCUGACAGAUGUAAUUAUUGUUGAACCUUUUUUUGUGUUUGUUCUGUGUGGAUUUGUAAUCCAGGAUCUAUAAGUACCAGGCCCACGGCUACGCCUUCAGCUCAGUGGAGAAACUGCUGGACUCUCUCGGGGGAAGCGGCUUCAUUAACAUGACUCGGAGGCCGCUUUCUGAUUCGCUGCUGGAGCUGGGCGUGUCACAGCGCUUCAUCGAUGAGGUCAUCGAGCCCGUCAUGAGGGUCAACUAUGGACAGAACGUCAGCAUCCCGGCCUUCGUAGGUUAGUGCGUAAAAAUCAGGGUGAGAGACGAGUAGACUGUGGGGCUUAAAUUAGGACCAGUUUGAGGGGUGGGUGUUCAUGUCUGUGGGAGCAGGGUAGGGUUAGGGUGAGAGAGGGGAGGGAGGAGUGAGGAUGAUAACAGAAGAGAGGGAAGGAAAGGUGAGAGGAAGUCAGCCUGUGUGAGCCUGAGAGCAGGAAAGUGUGUGGGCAGCUGGUAAUUGGUUUAAGGCACCGUCUGCUGGGAGUGAGCUAAUGUGUGUGUGUGUCUGUAUGUCUGCAUAUGUGUGUGUGUGUGUGUGUGUGACAGGCGCUGUGUCUUUAGCUGGUGCCCAGAACAACCUGUGGGCGGUGGAAGGAGGCAACAAGCUGGUGUGCUCAGGGCUGCUGAAGAUGGCCAACGCCAACCUGCUGCAGGCACAAGUCAACUCCAUCUCCCCACUUUCCUCAGGUACUCGACCCAGACGCCACAGUAUAGGACCAUGAUGAUGAUGAUGGUGAAUUGACACUGUUGAACUGUUCACUCAUUAGUGCUGGGGCUCAGCAGUUUGUCACAUUCUUUCACAGCUGGAACUUAAACUCCUUAGACCUGAUCUGUAUGUCAUUGUUUAUAGAUAUAUAUUUUAAAAGUAGCUCUGCUUUGCUAACACAACUAUUGAAAUGAGAAAACCUUUGAUUAUGGAACUCUAAAGGGAUAUUCCGACGAAAAUUGAGUUAGGGUCAAACACACCAUAACUCAGAGUUAGACACCCCCUCAGGGGAUGACAAGUCAAUCACCGAGUGCAGCAGAGUUUCGCAGCUCAAGGAAGAACAUUUAUGAUUAUUACAUCAUGGAAAUAAAAUCAGACCGAGACGCUAAGGCAGAAGAACUACCGUGUCUGCAGUGCAAAAUGAUUAAUAUAAUGAUCAUUCCUUAAAGGAAAUGAUAAAGAAACGAUCAUAAAUGUUCUUCCUUGAGCUGCGUCACCCCGCUGUAGUCCAUACCAGUGAAGCUAAUCAUAAUGAAUUUAUUUUUUAUUUUUUUUAUCAUCUGGUGCUGGAUGGCAGGUGUGAGACAAAGAAUUUAACUGUUUCAAAACAUAGAGAUUAAAGAGUAUUUAAAUCUAAAAUAUACUUUUAACAUAAAACUGGGCGUUAUAGUCGAAAAUUUUUAUGCUUAAAAAGAAUGAAUCAAGAUUUUGAAGUUGUAGUUUUCAUUUCUUAUCUUUUGUCAUUCAUUUCAUGUCUUUCCUCUGAAGGGGAGACGCCUCAGUACGAGCUGAACUACACCACAGCAGCCGGUACGGGGUCAGAGCUGUACGACAUUGUGGUGUUGGCGACACCGCUUCAAGCCAGUGUUGCGUCUGGAGUCCGAUUUCAAGGUUUCAGCCCGCCUUUCGAAGAGCUACCAGGGAAUUAUCACAGCACCGUAGCAACCAUCGUCCACGGUUACCUCAACACCUCCUUCUUCGGUUUCCCAGACCCUCGUCUUUUCCCGUACGCGAGCGUUUUGACCACAGAGACGCCUGAUCUGUUUUUUAACAGCGUGGCGAGCGUUUGUCCCGUCAACAUCUCCUCAGGCUUCAGGAGGAAACAGCCGCAAGAAGCCGGAGUCUAUAAGGUGUUUUCAUCCCAACCUCUGGAGAAGAGUCAGCUCAAAGCUCUGUUCAGGUCAGACAGUGAUUCUUAUUGACUCGUUUGUUUCUAUUCAGCAUGAUUCAACGCUUUUUUGUUUUCAUUUUAAUGUUGUGUGAAUAUUUGAAAGACCAAAAUGGACUUUUUUAGAGCUGGGAUGCAGAUGUCCCUCAUAUAUAUUUACUCACCCAUCUACCAUCCAGCAGCAGUUAUUAAAGGGAUAUUCCGGCGUAAAUUUAAGUUAGGGUCAAACGAACUGUAACACCGAGUUAGACACCCUCUCGAGAGAUAAAUGUUGCAGACUGCUUGCUUCUCUAGUUAAUAUUCUAGUUAUAGUCGUCAACAUUCAUCUCUGGAGGGGGUGUCUUACUCUGUGUUACAGUGUGAUUGACUAUACCUUAAAUUUACGCUGGAAUAUCCCUUUAAACUUGAUUCUAAUACAUUUUAGAUUCUAAUUCAUACAUCCUUCUUUUACUUGACGGUUUCAGGUCGUACUACUCCGUGCAGGUGACUGAAUGGCAGGCCUACCCUUGUUACGGCAGCAGCCAGGAUCUCCCCGCCGUGGAGCUCCACCCUAGUCUCUACUACCUCAACGGUAUCGAGUUGGCCGGCAGCGCGAUGGAGAUGAGCUCGGUCGCUGCGAAGAACAUCGCCCUGCUCGCCUACCAUCGCUGGAACAGACAGACAGACAUGGUGGACCAGAAAGACCUCAUGCACAGGAUCAAAACCGAACUAUGACCUGAAGGUUUGAAGCUGGGAAGGAGAAAAACAGGGAUCAGGGUAACGUUAGCUCGAAGAUGACCCACACCUCCAAAUACUGAAGUGCACAUUUAGUCAUUCCCUGCUGCAUUUUGACCUUUAAUAUACUUCGAACAGGAUUCUGUACUGACUGACAACAAACUCAUGAAUAAACUUACAUCUUCAUUUUCAUACAAGUCUCAAAAUUAAAUCAAGUGCAAAGCUGAUUGAAGCAACCGUGGUCACGCACAGAUUGGAUUUCACUUCAUUUUCACUUCAUUAAUACGCCAUAAACGGUACAGAUAUAUGAAUCAUUUGGCUGUACUGGUUGUGGAUUGAUCGACAAUGUUCCUUUUGUGAUUUCAUCCAAAAUAUUCAGCUGCAGGCAGCUUUCUUUGCCAAGAAAUAAGGAAACCGCAAAAAACACAGCAGCUAUAAUUCUGUUUUGUUGAGUUGCGAGUGCUGUGAGCGACGUGAGAAAGUCUGUAAAUAAAGUAAAAAGAAAACUUCUGCUCUCUGUCACUCAAUCCAAGUGCUGCAUUAUAUCUAUACAUGUAAAGACUGUUUAUCAAAUCGUCUGUAUCACCGAGCUCUCUUGAGUUAAUUUACAGAAAAAUCCUCCAGUGACUCACUGUCGUAGCCACUGGCUCUGCGCUCUGUUGCCCCUUUCAUCAGACUGUUUCAUUAUCUCCCCUUCCUGCUGCUUUUGUUGCGUAAUCCAGCGGAAAGAUUUUUUUCUUUUUUUUCAGGGAAUGCAGCCAACAAGCUCUCAGAGUGGAGCCAACACAAGCAGAGGACAGAUCUAUAGAGUUGCUGCUGCUGCUGCUGAUGAAGACGGUGAUGAUACUUUUCUCCACUUUUUCUCUUGUUAAUAUCAAACAUUUUUAUCACAGACAUCUUUGAAGACAGAGCAGUCAACUCCAGAGGAAGCAAGAGCAACAAAAAAAAAACUGGUGGUUUAAUGGAAAGUUUACAAACGAUUGGCGUCAUGAGAAAACAGCAUGAUGCUUCAAUCUGAUGAAACUGUUUCCAAAACUCAUAAAGGUGUCAGAAAUGAGGAUGUUCCAGCGUAAAAUGAAGGUUGUUCGUCUUAGUGAAGAUUCUCUUUCUCAAAUCCAAAGUUCUCGCUCGGUCCAAAAUCAUUUUCACUUUCAGCCUCAUCCCUCUCCUCUUAGUCAGAGGCUGCCCAGCUGAAAUGGAUUCACCUCUCGACCUCCUUUUUGUACUUCUUCUGUUGUCUAUGUAUGCCAGAAAAACAAAUCAUGAUAAAUUGAGUGUGAUGUGGUCGAGAAUUUCCUGAAAAUUCCCGUAAAAACUCUUUCAGUAGGGAUCGUUUCCAGCAGAGUUAUUUCCCCCUCUGCUCGACUCUGAACGCCAACAUGAGUGAAAAAGUCUACAGCUUGAACAACUCAAGACUAAAGUUCUGGAAAAUAUAAAAUAAAGUAAAAGAAAAGAAUGUAGAAAAUUUACACGGCAAGCCAAAGUACCAUGAGAACUUUACGAUAGGACACGUGUGAGGGUUUGUGUUUAUCUCGUCUGACUCUAUAAAUGUUUAAAAGUUCUCUGAAGUGAAAUAUGAGUCAAAACAAAUCAAUACAGCUGUUGGAAUAUUAAUUAUUCCGACUGUUCAUGCAAUAAAAACAUUAUUCUGCCGUUUAUCUGUGUUGAUUUACUCCUGCCAUUCAAGUUUUACUGAUAUGGAAGAAGAUUAGGGCCACUAAAAAAAAAAAAAAAAAAGGUCCAAUAUAAUUUUUUAAAUUAUUAUUAUGAGUUUAAAGGCCUAAUUCUGACUAUUAACUCAGGAUAACCAUUUAAAAAAAUCUUAUUGGACCUUUUUUUUUUCCCCCAGUGGCCCUAAUCCUCCUCCGUACACUUACCUAUUUUUAAUAGUGCUGUAAAUAAUUAUGGAUGUGAAGAAACUGAACAACAUUUUGCUCGGUAAUUAUUGGAUCUUGUGUCCUUUGAAAGUAUGUAAACAGGAUCUUUACUGUAGUUUCUGCUUUUAUACGCGCCCAUGUUUCAGCAGGCUGAAGUACGGAAGAGGAUUAGGGCCACUGAAAAAAAAAAAAAUUCUGAAAAAAUUAUUUCAUUAUUAUUCUGAGGAAAAAAGUAAAAAUUCUGAGAUUAAACUUAUAAAAGAAUUAUAAAAAAUUAUAUUGGACCUUUUUUUUUUUAGUGGCCCUAAUCCUCUUCCAUACUAAGGCGACAGUAUGUCCUCAAUGGAAGUUUUCACACAGGGUUAACUAAUUAGAUCACUAAAGUUAUUUGUCACACUCAAAGUUAUUUGUCUGAUGUUUUAUUUAUUUAUUUCCAAUCACAGUUCUUUUGCUGUGGUCAUGAAGAGCUGAUCAUGUGUCAAGAAAACCACAUCAGAAUCUUUACUGGUCCCCAGAUCGUUAACCCAAUCCAA
Molecule: messenger RNA, 8455 nt
Organism: Xyrichtys novacula (pearly razorfish)
Lineage: Eukaryota; Metazoa; Chordata; Actinopteri; Labriformes; Labridae
Source: the annotation of a GenBank genome assembly